AUGCGCCUGGUUAGUCCAGUGCUUUGCUCUUGCGCUCGCGCCGGGCGUCGGUUACAGGCUCCGCCAGGAGCUGCAUUCAGAGCAAGCGGAAGCUUGUGCGCCGACCAGACCCGCGGAGGUUCCUUCGUACCGGGAAGGAAACGAGCAGUUGCUCUCACCCCGUGUCUCGCAAAUGCUCCGACAGCUGGACCCCUCCAGGCCUAUGCUAAGCUAGUGCUUAAGGGGGAGAUACUAGAAGACAGGCACCAAGUGAAGGCACUACGCUUGCUGCAAACGGUGAGGGUCGUUCGGCAAUUAUGGCUUUGCUCUUUUGUGAACUGGUUCAGUGCUGCACGACAGAAAAAAAAAAAAAUGGCGGAGGAACAAAAAUUAUCGUUUUACACAGAAAAGCAGCGCGACCGGCGUACAUCCACCGUAGGCUAAAGGUUUACGGCAGUAGACUAUUCUAGUAGCUACCUAGGGAACCAAGAUUUGCCAAAUUCCGUCUACUGUAGGCUUCAAACUUGUCGGCGCAACACGCAGCCCCUCCCCUAACAAAAUGUGAGACUCCUGUCUACGCGGCGCAACCACCCUGCUGUGCACUCGCCAAAGCGACCAAGCACAAGAAUGCGCCCACUACAGCAUCAAUCGCUACCAACUUUUGAGGGAAGAUGGACUGAGCACCAUAGAGUAUAUUGCAGAAGGGUUGAACUUGAUUGGUGGCGGGAAUCAAGAGGUAGACACAGAUGAAGUUGAAAACUUGCAUGAACAUACAGGCACCAU
Molecule: messenger RNA, 762 nt
Organism: Ectocarpus sp. CCAP 1310/34
Lineage: Eukaryota; Phaeophyceae; Ectocarpales; Ectocarpaceae
Source: the annotation of a GenBank genome assembly